This is a messenger RNA of Chelonia mydas (Green sea turtle), 762 nucleotides long. It is a transcript of the gene MYL1, whose product is annotated as myosin light chain 1. The transcript is spliced from 6 exons. Bases 149 to 739 code for a protein of 196 amino acids. Gene Ontology annotation, cellular component: contractile muscle fiber; myosin II complex. Gene Ontology annotation, molecular function: calcium ion binding. The record is from RefSeq and is a predicted model, not a curated record. NCBI's taxonomy places the organism in Eukaryota, Metazoa, Chordata, Testudines, Cheloniidae.
UAAGUGAAAUAUAUAUAUGACCUUUUAGUGUUUUACACAUUGGGUCCUCCUCCAAGGCUCUGGGCUGUAGAUCAUCUCGACCACUGCUCCUUACCCAGGAAUCACUUAAGGGUUUUUUGGGGUCCUUUACUUUUUAAAAACAAACAAAAUGGCACCAAAGAAGGACGUUAAGAAAGCUGCACCAGCAUCAGCACCAGCACCGGCUCCGGCACCAGCUCCUGCCCCAGCGCCUGCCCCAGAACCAACUAAACCCAAAGAACCAGUCAUUGAUCUGAAGAGCAUCAAGAUCGAGUUCUCCCAGGAGCAGCAGGAUGACUACAAGGAUGCUUUCCUCCUCUUUGACAGGACAGGUGAAGGCAAGAUCACCUUAAGCCAGGUUGGUGACAUCAUCCGUGCUCUGGGACAGAACCCUACAAAUGAUGAGAUCAAGAAGAUCCUGGGCAACCCCAGCAAGGAAGAGAUGAAUGCCAAGAAAAUUACAUUUGAAGAAUUCCUGCCCAUGAUGCAGGCCGCUGCCAACAACAAGGAACAGGGUUCCUUUGAAGACUUCGUUGAAGGUCUGCGUGUCUUUGACAAGGAGGGCAAUGGCACAGUCAUGGGUGCUGAACUCCGUCAUGUACUGGCUACUCUGGGGGAGAAGAUGACGGAGGAAGAAGUAGAAGAACUGCUAAAAGGACAGGAAGACUCUAAUGGUUGCAUCAACUAUGAGGCAUUUGUAAGACACAUCAUGUCUCUUUAAAUGGAUUUCACAAAAUAUAAAUA